UUGAAACGUGCGCGGGAAAAGAACCCGCACUAAGAGCCAGAUGCCAGCUUUUUGUAAGAGAACCGACCGAGACUUGCUGACGGUGGUGUGAGCAUGAGGAUAGUCUGUACCAUUUGUACAGACUCCAUAAGUAACGACUUUUCAGCGGCGCCAUGUGGGCAUACUUUUCACUACACAUGUCUGUCUCAGUGGCUGGCCCAUCAGAAGACAUGUCCACAGUGCCGCGAACGCUGCCUCCCGAGAAAUGUCAUCAAACUGUUCAUCGAUGACUCGACUGAAUCUCUUCAGGCAGACAACGGCACUUUGGGUCCCCAGGAACUCAAGGAAAAACUUGAACUCCAUCAAAACCUUCUCAAACACAAAGACCAGGCUCUGUCGGAGGCAAGAGCAACUCUGGAGCAGAUACGAGAAGAAGUCCAGGCCUGGCAAACACAGCACAACGCAGUCCACAAGAAACUGAAGGCAGAGAAGGCAGCCAACUCCACACUAAAGAGUCAACUGGAGGUGCUGCAGUAUGAAUGUGAGCUGACGGAAGAGCUCAAGAAAGAGACAAAGCAACUGAGAGAGAAGCUGUCCACGAUGGAGGGUAUUCAGAAGGUGCUCACCUGUAGUCAGCAGGAAGUGGACACCCUGGUGAAGAACUACCAGUCCACCUCCCAGCUGGCCUCCUUCCUGGCAGUACUGAGGAGGGACUACGACGCCUUGAAGGCCAGCAAGGCCUCUGUCAGGAAGGAGAAGGACAAACUAGCUCAGGAGAUCACCUACCUCAAGAGAAAGGUGCAGAGCAAAGGAGAGGAGCUCCAGUCGACUCGAUCCCAGCUCUCCAUGAUGGAGACUGACCUCCACGCUGCAGAGAAGGAGAGAGACGGACUCGCCAAGAAGGUGGAGAUGCUUGAGAGGGCGCUCGAGUCACCAGGGUCAAAGGUUGCACUACGCCGGAUCUUGGAAAGCCCAAUGCCUGAUCCAUCUGGGCGGAUGGUUCCUGCUGAUCUGGGAGCCAGUCCGCUCUUCAUCUCUCGCAAGCAAGAGAGAGAGGUGGUAGCAUUGGAGGGACGUAGUGGAGAGGCCGUCUACCUCUACAUCACAUCCAGUGCUGAAGAUUGGUUCCAAGAGGCAGAGCGAAAACCCGGCAGUUGUCCUACCAAAUAAAGUCAUCAAGAAGGAAGGGUCAGAGAACUUUGCAUGUGGAUUCAACGGUAUGGGCGGACAGAGUCGGUUUAUCGUACCAGUAUCCUUUCAUUGACAGUAUAUACUUUGUUGUAUGUGUGCAUAUCCUUAAUUGUGUGCUCUGUGUGCAUAUCCUUGACUGAUGCUCAGAAACAGAGACCAAAGGCACCACCAACCAAAGGGCUCAGAUUUGCACCUCGGGGCCUCCAAAAUUCACGGACUGCCCGAGCAAAACCAGUUCACAAGGCGGCACUUCCGACGCUCAAAUUUUAGCUAUAGAUAUUUUUGCACUCGCUUGUCCAGUCAUUUUUAUUGUCAGUGGAAAAAUACGCGGGCGUUUGGUGCGUGUUUUUGGAAAAUGCGUUUCGGGAGACGUCUGGGCAGCAGCUAACGUUGGAAAGGUGAGGAGGCCGUGGAGAGAGAGCGGGGAUAGUUGUGGGCCCG
Messenger RNA from Geodia barretti, 1611 nucleotides. The record is from the annotation of a GenBank genome assembly. NCBI's taxonomy places the organism in Eukaryota, Metazoa, Porifera, Demospongiae, Tetractinellida, Geodiidae.